UUAAAAUGUGUGAGGUAUGUCCAAUGAUCUAUACCAAUUUACGAUCCCUACACACCGGGAGAAAUAGAAGAUAGUGAAAAGUGAAAACAGUGCAACACAGUUGACAUUGAGUGUUGUACUUUGAGUGUUGUACUUGUUGUGAGCUACCUUACUUACUGUACAAAAGCUCUUGAGCACAAUCAGUGUAUCGUCCCAUGAUCAUCUCCAGCUAAGCUCAUUUGGCAAAAAAUAAUGUCGACAACCACAUUCGAUCUUCCAUUAUGAAUCAUCAUGUGGUUCACACUUGCUAUCCGAUCAAAUCCAGACAUAAAAUAUACAAGCUAGCUAACAUAAAGCCUAUUCUACUGCAGUUCAUUCCACGCAAGUUGUUUUGCCUCGAUGACAUUCGUUCCUGCUUGUGUCACAUGAAUAAGGAACCGGUUGAACAAAGAAGAAAAUAAUCUGUAAUUUUCCUGCUAUCGACUUUCCAAAGGGAUCAAACCAGUGCUAAAAAAAGUCUGGCCCUGGAAUGAUCUGUCCCCAGUAUUAUUUACGCUGGAAGAAUAAAAGGCCUGCCCAUUGGCAGAUGGUGUCCUCAUUCGACUUGGCUUCCUUUGGAAGAGGCUAACUGUGGCAGGCAGGCAGUAUGUCAAAUGGGAACGAGUCCUGCAUGUUUGGUGAUAGAGAUGAUUUUCUAUCCUGCCUCUUUCACACAUUUGAGGAAUGGUCAGGACUAGGACCACUGGAAGACUAUCUGAGCUAUCUGGAGCACCUGGCCUGGGUUUUCACCCCUCUGGUUGUCGUUUUCAUCUUGCCCUUCCUCAUUGUGAUCUUCCUCUACCUUUCCAUCCUCUUCCUCCAUGUGUACAAACACAAGAACCAGCUCAGGGAGGCCUACUCCAACAACCUGUGGGAUGGUGCUAGAAAAACGCUGGCAACGUUAUGGGAUGGCCACGGGUUCAUCUGGCACGGAUAUGAAAUCCAUGGUAUGGAGAAGAUUCCCGAUGAAGGAGCAGCUCUUAUAGUCUAUUAUCAUGGGGCUAUUCCCGUUGACUAUUAUUACUUUCUGGCAAAGGUCCUCAUUCAAAAGGGACGGAUUGUUCACUCAGUCGCUGAUUACUUUCUGUUCAAAGUUCCAGGGUUCAAGCUGCUGUUGGAGGUGUUCAGUGUCAUCCACGGGCCCCAGGAGGAGUGUGUGAAGGCCCUAAAAAGUGGUCACCUCCUGGGCAUCUCACCUGGAGGUGUGAGGGAAGCCCUCCUCAGUGACGAGACCUAUCCACUGCUCUGGGGGAAGAGAAAGGGCUUUGCACAAGUGGCUAUCGAUUCCAAAGUGCCAAUAAUUCCGAUGUUUACUCAAAACGUCAGGGAAGGAUUCCGAUCUCUCGGAGGAUUAAGCUUUUUCAGAUGGUCGUAUGAAAAGUUCCGCGUGCCGAUGGCCCCUGUCUAUGGGGGUUUUCCUGUGAAGUUUCGUACAUACCUAGGCAACCCCAUCCCAUACAACCAUAACAUUAGUGCAGCAGAAUUAGCUGAAAAGACACAGCAAGCAGUUCAAGCACUCAUUGACAGACACCAAAUAAUUCCUGGGAAUGUCCUUCGAGCAUUACUAGAGCGAUUCCACAGCAGGCAUAAAGACAAAUAUCCUUUUGAAUAGCCUUUUGUUAGUUAAAUGAAGCAGUUACUUGUUUUUAAGACAAACUGUUAAGAGUAUUAUCAGGUGAUAAAUUGAAUGUUUAACUGAUUCCCAGUUUCUGUUAUUUCACUAUAUUAGUACUUUUUACACUCAAUUUGUCACAAACCAAGUACAGAAAAUAAGGUAAAUUGUAAAGGUGUCAUAUAGCCUACAACUGUAAUUAGAAUCGUUAAUGUCAAAUGUGCAAAUUGAAGACAUUUGUGCAUUGUUGUAUGAUCCCACAAUUGAUUUGCACAAAUUGUUCAAAGUUCCACUGGCAAUUUCAAUUUAAGAGGUCUUUCUUUUGCUUAACAACUGCAAAUAUUGGAGCAAUAUAGCAAUUGAUAUACAUGGAACAAUAUAGGUAUGGAGACUGGGCUGUUUUAUUUUCUUUCAUCUGUGUACAAUGUUUGCCUUUUGAUUGAAAUAAUUGUAUAAUUUCUUUUAAUUUGGGGAUUUUGUACAUUGUAUUAUGUAGGUAUGUACUAUAGCAUAUGCACUUUUAAAACCUGUUGAGGUCCAUUGUCAGUGUGAUUCAAGACGGAAAUUAUUUGUAAUGUUACAAUAAACAUGUUUUAAUGAGUUUUGCUGGUUACAAGUAAUUCCUUUAAAAGUGAGUACACUUCGGGGUGUACUCACUUUUGUUGCCAGCGGUUUAGACAUUAAUGGCUGUGUGUUGAGUUAUUUUGAGGGGACAGCAAAUUUACACUGUUAUACAAGCUGUACCCUCACUACUUUACAUUGUAGCAAAGUGUCAUUUCUUCAGUGUUGUCACAUGAAAAGAUGUACUCAAAUAUUUACAAAAAUUUGAGUGGUGUACUCACUUUUGUGAUAUACUGUAAGUCAAAUGUAACUAAUGUUUAAGUUCACUGUAAUGUGUAGCCUAUGCUAAAACCCACUUAGUGUAUUUUUUUGUACUAACCUGUCGAAUAAAAACAUUGCCCACUGAUGCCAAUCCAAAGGUGAGAAUGACCUAAUAUUUCCAAUAAAGAAUGAUGGGAUUUCUUCAAUGGCUUUUGGGGAUAUUUCUCAGCAGACAAACUCCAUAACACUUACAUCUCACAGUGAUGAGCAACACCACAAACUCAGGCCUGCAGAGAUCUGAGUUAUGGAACAUUGUUGGUAUCCACAUCACAUAUUGUACAGCUUAUUUCAGUCCAGUACUGUCUAGUUAUGAGGCUUUGACACCUGUACAGCUCUCCCUGUCUGUCCUGAUAUCCUGUUCACCUAUUUGCCUCUGGUGGGCUGCAGUAGCCACUGGUUGUGUCCCAAAUGGCACCCUCAUCCAUGUAGUGCAGUACUUUUGGCUAGGGCCCAUAGGGUUAUAGGGUCUGGUCAAAAGUAGUACACUAAAUAGGGAAUAAGGUGCUAUUUGGGACACAUACAUUGUCAGUGGAUACAACCUCUUCAAUAAUGAAUGAAGAGGUAAAUUGCACCUAUUAUCUAGUAUGUCAUCAUGCAGAAGGUACAUUUUACCCGCACAUACCUAUUUGCAUACUGUAUACACACAGUAUUCAAAGCCAAGAACUCAAUGCACUUAAAUGGAUCGGUGUGUAAAUGUGCUGAUCUUUUGUUCAUUCACUGCCCAUUCUGCAAACACUGCAUUAUAUCAAUACCAAUGCUGUUGGAAUGCUGUAUAACCAGUGGCUCUAGUGAACAUAUAUGAAUCAUGGUAUAAUACAUUACCAUUAUACCCAUAUCUUUAGAGUUGCAUGCACAUAAUGUGACAACCUGUGUUACCGAAACACAAAUUAUCUAAGUGGAGGCUGAAGAAAUGGCCACAGUGUACUUUAUUAAAUUAAUUUUGGUACUUUGUGUUGCAUUAGAAUCAAAUAAAAAUGUACAAAAAUUCAAUAUAUACAAAAAUGUAAUGUUCUGUUUUUACUGUUCAAUUUAUAAUAACAUUAGUUUAAUUCUGAUUGAAUGCAGUUCAAGCACUUCAGACUUUCAUUACACAAUGCAACUUACUUAAAAUACCAAUAGUUAACAGUUUUUUAGUUUUUUUGCCUUUUUGUCAUUUAAUACAUCACAUACACCACACUAUUUUAAUCUGUAUUACAUCAUAUGUAACUGCCGUCUUGUGGCGGCGACCUC
Molecule: messenger RNA, 3742 nt
Organism: Oncorhynchus kisutch (coho salmon)
Lineage: Eukaryota; Metazoa; Chordata; Actinopteri; Salmoniformes; Salmonidae
Product: transmembrane protein 68
Exons: 8
Coding region: 626-1630 (334 amino acids)
Cellular component (GO): membrane
Molecular function (GO): acyltransferase activity
Source: RefSeq, a predicted model, not a curated record